This is a messenger RNA of Oncorhynchus masou masou (cherry salmon), 3467 nucleotides long. Its product is annotated as nuclear factor 7, ovary-like. The coding region runs from base 88 to 1869 and encodes 593 amino acids. Lineage: Eukaryota; Metazoa; Chordata; Actinopteri; Salmoniformes; Salmonidae. Gene Ontology annotation, molecular function: zinc ion binding; protein binding. The transcript is spliced from 9 exons. The record is from RefSeq and is a predicted model, not a curated record.
UAUCUCAACACACUGAACACACCUGUGUUGAAUACGACCGGACUAUACACUUUUUUUCUGCUUACCUGGUUCUGAUUACUCACAGGCAUGGCUUCCCUCAUGUCAGAGGAGCAGUUUCUGUGCUGUAUCUGCCUGGACAUCUUCACCAACCCCGUGUCCAUCCCGUGUGGUCACAACUUCUGCCUGACCUGCAUCAAAGGCUACUGGGACACCCGCGAGCGCUUCGAGUGCCCCCUCUGCAAGGAGAGCUUCCACCGUCGGCCAGAGCUACGCAUUAAUCACGUUUUUAAGGACAUCACUGAGCACUUCCAGAGGUCCCUAAAGGUCAAAGCCCAGCAGGCAGAUGAAGGCGAUUAUCAAGACAUAGGAGUAUUAGCGUCACAGUGUUCACCAGGUCUCGGUCCUGAGCCAGAUGCAGUUUCCUGCGAUGUCUGUACCGGGACGAAGCAGAGAGCUGUUAAGUCCUGCCUGGUGUGUCAGGGGUCGUACUGCGAGAACCACCUGGGGCCUCACCAGAGAGAGCCGGCCCUCCAGAGGCACAGGCUGACGGACCCAGCAACCUUCGCCACGCGAGGCCUGUGCCGGAAGCACGAGAGGCCCCUGGAGCUGUUCUGUAGGAUGGACCAGACACCGGUGUGUGUGAGAUGCAAUGAUACUGACCAUAAGGGCCACAACACUAUCCCAAUGGAGAGAGAGAGCAAGAAGAUGAGGACUCAGAUGAAGAAGACUGAAGGAGAUCUGUUGAAGAUGGUUCAGGACAGACUGAGGAAGAUGGAUGAGAUCAAACACUCAGUGGAGCUCAGCAGAAUAAGUGCUGAAAAGGAGAUUGAGGGCAGUGUACUAGUCUUUAGCAAACUGGUGUGCUCCAUCAAGAGAAGCCAGGCUGAGCUCAUCGAGGUGAUUGAGGAGAAGCAGAAAGCAGCAGAGAGGCGCGCUGAAGGGCUCAUCAAUGAGCUGGAGCGGGAAAUCAUUGAACUACAGAGAAGAAGCACUGAGCUGGAGCAGCUCUCACACACAGAGGACCAGCUCCACUUCCUACAGAGUUUUCCCUCUCUCUCCACUCCUCCACCCACCAAGGACUGGUCUGAGAUCAGUGUAUACUCCGAUCUAUGUGUGGACACUGUGAGGGCUGCUAUGUCUCAGCUUGUGGACACCUGCAGAGACUUCGAAAAGAGAUUAUGUGAAGCGGAGCUGAGGAGAACCCAGCAAUAUGCAGUGGACGUCACUCUGGAUCCAGUCACAGCCGCCUCGUGGCUCGUCCUGUCCUCCGAUGGGAAGCAGGUGGGUCUGGGAUACCAGCAGAACCACUCCCUUCCUGCAGACCCUCGGAGGUUUGACUCCUGCGUCUGUGUGCUGGGAAAGCAAGGCUUUGCCACCGGAAGGCACUACUGGGUAGUCCAGGUGGGCGACAAGACAGACUGGGAUGUGGGCGUGGCUAAAGAGUCUGUCAACAGGAAGGGGAGUGUCACGGUGAGGCCAGACCAAGGCUACUGGGCUGUGUGCCGGAGGAAAGGCAGCCAUCUUAGCGCAUGUGCCGGGCCAUCUGUCCCCCUUCACCUGAGAAAGAAGCCGCGGAAGGUUGGGGUGUUUGUGGAUUUCGAGGAGGGAUUGGUCUCCUUUUACAAUAUGGAGGCGAAGGCUCAUAUUUAUAGUUACAGGGGAUGCGGCUUCACUGAGACACUGUAUCCGUAUUUUAACCCCUGUCUUCAUGACGACGGGAAGAACACCACCCCAUUGGUUAUCUGUUCUGUGGAAGGGGAGGCGGGGCCUAUACAGGAAGUUGUGAGGCCUAAGAUCCCGCCCGCGGCUCUGGCGUUGGCUGGGAGGAGCCGUCAAUCAUCUGUUGGCUCUGUUUCGCAACACUUCUGAGGCUGUUAUCUGACAAGGGACUUUGAGAGAUACUUCUGAAAAAUACUACCUGUGUUGAUGGACAGAAUCAAUGACAUAAGCAUAAAAGUUCAAUUAAGAUUUUGUAUCCAGAUUUGGUAGAAUUGAUUCUCAUAUUUCAUAGCUUAAUGCAAAACAGGUGUAACUAAAAAUCACCUUGAGAUUGUUUUCUUACUAGCUUUCUACAUUUUGAAGUGAAAGAAAGAAAGGAUAUGAGAGGAUAGAGAGAAAAGGGAGGAGUGUAGAACAGGUAGGCGGUUGCGGGCGAAAGCAAACAGACGUUGUAUGUGAUGCUCGUGUAUGUGAUAUGAUUAAAUGUCUGUUUGAACACAGGGCUUCCCUGAGAGAGAAAGAGAGCAGGGUUAGAAAGAGGGAAAGGAGGGAAAGAGAGAUGUGAAUGAGAGAAAGAGGGCAGGGUUAGAGAGAGGAAAAUGAGAGUGAGGAAAGGAGGGAGAGAGACAGAGAGGUGUGAGAGAGCGAGAGAGUGGGGUGUAGAGAGCAUGUGAGAGUGAGAGAAUGCUAGACAGGGAGGGAAAAGUGAGAGAAAAGAAACAGAAAAAGGAGUAACUUCCUCGUUGCUUCAUGAAAACAUAGAAAUACAAUUUAUUGCAAAGGUAAGAUUUAAGAUUUAGAUUUCAACUGUUGUAAAGUUUUAAUUCCCAAUGUUGUAUCCUUAACCUGUUGCGUCGCGCAAUCCCGGAUCCGGGAUUCUAUUUAUAGCCUCAAGCUCAUUAGCAUAACGCAACGUUAACUAUUCAUGAAAAUCGCAAAUGAAAUGAAAUAAAUAUAUUUGCUCUCAAGCUUAGACUUUUGUUAACAACACUGUCAUCUCAGAUGUUCAAAAUAUGCUUUUCAACCAUAGCUAAACAAGCAUUUGUGUAAGAGUAUUGAUUGCUAACAUAGCUAUAAGCCUAGAAUUCAGCCAGCAACAUUUUCACAAAAACAAGAAAAUAAUUCAAAUAAAAUAAUUUACCUUUGAAGAACUUCAGAUGUUUUCAAUGAGGAGACUCUCAGUUAGAUAGCAAAUGUUCAGUUUUUCAAAAAAAUAUUAUUUGUGUAGGACAAAUCGCUCCGUUUUGUUCACGUUUGGCUAUGAAAAAAACCUGUAUACAGUUAUAGCCUCAAGCUCAUUAGCAUAAUGUAACGUUAACGAUUUCUGAAAAUCGCAAACAAAAUGAAAUUAAUGCGCCUGCUCUCAAGCUUAGCCUUUUCUUAACAACACUGUCAUCUCAGAUUUUCAAAAUAUGCUUUUGAACCAUAGCUAUUCACUAAUUUGUGUAAGAGUAUGCUAAGCUAGCUUAGCAUUUUGAGUAGCAUUUAGCACGCAACUUUUUCACAAAAACCAGAUAACCAAAUAAAUAAAAUCAUUUACCUUUGAAGAGCUUCAGAUGUUUUCAAUGAGGAGACUCUCAGUUACAUAGCAAAUGUUCAGUUUUUCCUGAAAGAAUCUUUGUGUAGGAGAAAUCGCUCCGUUUUGUACAUCACAUUUGGCUACCGAAACGAACCGAAAAUUCAGUCACCAACAACGUCAAACUUUUUCCGAAUUAACUCCAUAAUAUCGACGAAACAUGGCAAACGUU